Molecule: messenger RNA, 2185 nt
Organism: Durio zibethinus
Lineage: Eukaryota; Viridiplantae; Streptophyta; Magnoliopsida; Malvales; Malvaceae
Source: RefSeq, a predicted model, not a curated record
CUGUGUGGACCCCACGGAAUUAUAAAGAACCUAACUAUAAUUAUGAAAGCUCGGGAAGAGGAUUCACCGCUGGAGCAAGAGGCGGAGGACAGAACGUAAAGCCACACGCUACCAUUGAUGGUUCCCUAUACACCAUCACACGAGUCACUAUCUGACUGUUUCAAUCAUCUACAUUUCAUUAAGAUCAUGCCAUGUGGGUUUCAUUCACUGGGUUGAUUCAUAACCGUCGGAUCAGACAAGGGAUAUAAUGGGAAUUCAAGGCUUGAAAUUACUUGCAUAAAUUGGAUCGUUGAUCUGCUUGAACGAGGAAUGCAAAGCUUUCGUCUCCUGGCGUUAGAGAUCGAGCAAAGCUUUUUCAUUUAAAGAAGAAAAAAAGAGAAAAAAAUUCCUGUGGCGAAUGCAGAGAGAUGAGAAGAAAAUCGUCGACAAGGCCUGAGCCAUGUGUGCGUGGUAAGCGGUCCAUCGCCGGCAGGAAUUGCCACCGUAAACACGUUGAAGAUGGGUGAUUCGCAUGCACCGUAACAAAAGAAAAACACUUGGUUAUCUGAAUCUCUUUUUUUAAUCUUCUGUUUCUUUGUCUUAUCUCUUGUGUUUAUACAAUAAUUCAGAUCGAAAAAGAUCAAAGCUUUUUUCUGUGUUUUAUUUCUCGAGCUGAUAAAAAAUGGAGGCGAAAACUAAAAGUGAUCCCCCGGCUUUGCUUCAUGGAAAAUACGAACUUGGUCGAAUGUUGGGUCAUGGAACCUUCGCCAAAGUUUACCAUGCACGGAAUCUUCAGACGGGGAAGAUUGUUGCCAUGAAAGUUGUUGGCAAAGAGAAGGUGAUUAAAGUUGGGAUGAUGGAGCAGAUAAAGCGAGAGAUUUCCGUUAUGAAGAUGGUGAAGCACCCCAAUAUAGUUGAGUUGCAUGAAGUCAUGGCAAGUAAGUCCAAGAUUUACUUUGCCAUGGAGCUUGUCCGGGGUGGAGAACUCUUCUUUAAAAUUGCCAAGGGUCGCCUCAAGGAAGACUUGGCAAGAGUUUAUUUUCAACAGUUGGUUUCUGCUAUUGAUUUCUGUCAUAGCCGUGGGGUUUACCACCGUGAUUUGAAGCCGGAAAAUUUGCUCUUAGAUGAUGAUGGAAACUUGAAGGUUACAGAUUUUGGACUCAGUGCUUUCUCAAAGCACUUGAAACAAGAUGGGUUAUUGCAUACAACUUGUGGAACACCGGCUUAUGUUGCGCCUGAAGUUAUUGGGAAUAAUGGAUAUGACGGGGCUAAGGCAGAUAUUUGGUCUUGUGGGGUAAUUCUUUAUGUGCUUCUUGCUGGGUUCUUACCAUUUCAAGAUGAUAACUUGGUGGCCAUGUAUAAGAAGAUUAAUAGGGGAGAUUUCAAGUGCCCACCUUGGUUUUCCCCUGAAGCCCGUAUAUUAAUCACUAAGCUUUUAGAUCCCAAUGCAAGUACCCGAAUCACCAUCUCAAAGAUCAUGGAUUCCUCUUGGUUCAAGAAAUCUAUACCCAAGACCGUUAGAACCAAGGAAGAAUCAGAAUUUGAGGCGUUCAAUGACGACAAAUCAUCCAAGCCUGAGACUUUGAACGCCUUCCAUAUCAUUUCUUUGUCUGAGGGCUUUGAUUUGUCGCCUUUGUUUGAAGAGAAGAAGAGAGAAGAGAAAAAGGAGCUGAGAUUCGCUACAACAAGGCCAGCAAGCAGUGUAAUAUCGAGAUUGGAGGAGGUGGCCAAGUCGGUGAACUUCAGUGUCAAGAAGAGCGAGUCAAGAGUGAGGUUGCAGGGUCAAGAAUGUGGAAGGAAAGGGAAAUUGGCGAUUGCUGCUGACAUAUUUGCAGUGACGCCGUCGCUUUUGGUGGUGGAAGUUAAAAAAGACCAUGGUGAUACCCUUGAGUACGACCAGUUUUGCAGUAAAGAGCUCCGACCGAUGCUUAAGGACAUCGUCUGGACGUCGCCUGCCGAAAACUCGACACUUGCUUGAUUUGGCUAUGGGAGGUGGGAAGCUUCAAGAUUUAUCUGUUCUAGACCAUUGUUUGAUGAUGUUAUUGUUGUUGUGAUUGUCGUCUUGAUUAUUUUUCAUCAUGUCUUCGUGGUUUGGUUGUUUGUGAUAUGGUGAAUCACUCCACAAACUUUAUUGUUGUUGAUAUAUUUUAUGUUGAUGUUUUCAUGUUUGUGUUGAUAUGUGCAAAGUCGACUGCUUCGGUUACAA